Messenger RNA from Pseudovirgaria hyperparasitica, 1847 nucleotides. Its product is annotated as Annexin. The record is from RefSeq and is a predicted model, not a curated record. Lineage: Eukaryota; Fungi; Ascomycota; Dothideomycetes; Acrospermales; Acrospermaceae. Gene Ontology annotation, molecular function: calcium-dependent phospholipid binding; calcium ion binding. Gene Ontology annotation, cellular component: cytoplasm. Bases 78 to 1580 code for a protein of 500 amino acids. The transcript has 3 exons.
AUUAUUCCCUCAAUCCGCCUGCUAACACAUAACGGUCGUAAUUUCAACAUCAUUCUAUACUACCAUUCAGACGACCUAUGUCUCAUCAGUAUCCGCCACCAGGCGGAUAUCCAGGUUAUCCGCCAUCCCAAAGCCAUCCACCCCAGCCUGGGUACAAUCAACAGCCGUACGUUCAGCAACCUUAUACACAACCAGGAUAUCAACAGCCAGGUCAACACUCGCAGUAUCCCCCACAGCCUCAAUACACGCAAGUCCCUCCACAGGCUCAAUAUCCGCCUGUUCAUCCUCAAGGUCAAUAUGCGCCAGCUCCUCAAUAUGCACCAGGCCCACCCCAAGGUCAAUACGUGCAACCAGGCUAUAGCCAACAUCAAGGAUACGCUCCGCCGGCACAGUACGAAGCACCUCCUGCCCAGGGGCAAGGCCAGUAUCCUCCGUCUCAGCAACAGCCGUACGGGGCUCCACCAGGCCAUUACUAUGGUGUUCCUCCUCCGGGACAACACGGAGCCCCUCAGGGACAAUGGGGAGUACCUCCCGGAGCGCCAACUCCUCCCACGCUAGGAUACAUUCAGGGGCAGAUGGCACCAUAUGAAAUGACAGUUAAGCUACCAAUCAUUUACAAGGCCUUACGUGGUAGUAUCGGCAUCGACGAGAAGGCGUUGAUCGGUACCUUAAGUAAACUGGAUCCACUACAAAUCGCAAAGCUUCGGGCAGAUUAUGACACCGAAUGUAAACAACGCCUCGAAACCGAAAAAUUAUCCAAGACUUGCGAUUCCAAGACUGGCGAUCCCCAGACUCACGAUUAUCUGAUUUUAGAUAUCAAAGCUCAUGCUGUUUUCGGGAAACUGUCAAAGUCCCUGGAAACUCUCAUUGCGAUUGUACAAGGUCCACUAACGCAUGAUGUUGAGGUUCUUGACAAUGCCUUGGUAGGCAUAGGUACAAAGGAGAGUGCUCUUGACGAUGUGCUGGUGGGACGUUCGAAUGCAGACAUGAACGCUAUCAAAGCUCACUAUCAGGGCACAAAGAAAAAGUCCUUGGAGAGCAACCUUAGAAGCGACUUGUCGGCGGCUACGGAAGAGAUGUUCAUGAUAAUCAUCAGUGCGCGACGUAACGAGGAUUCUAUUCCAGUCGAUCUGCAUCAAGCUCGCGAGGAUGCAAAGGCGCUUCGACAUGCUAUGACUGGCAUCAAGAACCAAGUACAGUUCUGCAACAUUUUGCUACUCAAGAAUGACGCUCAAGUCCGCGCCAUCGCCUAUGAGUUUCAAAAUCAAUUCUCACAGAAGCUGGUCGAUGCGAUCAAGAAGCAAUUCUCCGGACACAUGGAAGCCACUCUAAUGUUGUUUGUCAACCGUGCCGUUGACAGAGUGGAAUCGGACGCAGUUCAACUUGAGGAAACGAUGAAGGGUCUAGGCACCAGGGACACCAUGCUCAUGAACCGUGUUGUCCGUAUGCAUUGGAACCGACAGCACAUGCAUGCUGUGAAGGAUCGAUUCAUAAAGCUGUAUGGAAAGACGCUACGGAAACGCAUCGAGAGCGAGACAAGCGGUGACUUUGAAAAGAUUCUGGUAGCUUGUAUCGAGUAGAGAAGCAACUUCGGUCGAGGAAUCUCCCUUACUACGCUGUCGAGGCCAUACUGUAAUUGAAAAUUGACCUAUAUACCAUACCACCCGUAGUAUACGUACAUGAUGCAUGAAAGACCUCCAACCCCGUCUAAGUGACGAUCAAAUCUUGCCUUGAAAUUCAAAUACGUCCGCUGAAGAUACCUGCAUCAAAAGACAGAUUGCAAAGAAGGUGGUUAUCAGGCACUACUUGAAUUCCUGACAACAGUGAACCAGACUGAAAACAACCCG